AUCACCGCACGACACGACCACGAUGAGCGCGAAGCGAACGGCAGCAGAGGCAGAUGCAGACGCAUCGAUGAGUGUGGGUGGUGGUGGUGACAAAGGGCCUGCAAGCAGCAGUGGAAAGAAUGCAGGAGACAAGAAAGCAGAUAUGGGCGCCGCUGAUGCUGAUCCAAACGUGCUCACCAUCACCCCGUUGGGAGCUGGGCAAGAGGUCGGCCGGUCCUGUCACAUUCUGAAGUUCAAGGGAUUCACCAUCAUGUUGGAUUGUGGCAUCCACCCUGGCCUGAAAGGCAAGGCCAGCCUGCCCUUUGUGAGCCAGAUUGAGCUCAACAAGAUUGAUCUUGUUCUCAUCACUCACUUUCAUCUGGACCACUGCGGCGCACUCCCCUGGCUCCUCGAGAGGAGUACGUUCAGCGGGCGCGUGUUCAUGACGCCGGCCACAAAGGCCAUCUACCGCUGGAUUCUCGAGGAUUACGUGCGAGUCAGCAAUAUCUCCAACUUUGCAGAAAUGUAUUCACUCGAAGAUGUGGAGAAUUCACUGGCAAAGAUUGAAACAAUCUCAUACCACCAGGAAACAAACAUGGACGGCGUUCGCUUCACACCGUAUUGCGCGGGACACGUUCUCGGAGCGUGCAUGUUCGACAUUGAGAUUGCAGGCGUGCGGCUGGUGUACACGGGCGAUUUCAGCCGGGAGGAGGACCGACACCUCAUGGCUGCCGAAGUUCCGCCCAACUCACCAGACAUCCUCAUCACAGAGUCCACGUUUGGUGUCCGCCAGCACGAGUCGCGCCAGACGCGUGAGCACCGCUUCACCAAGACGAUACACGAUGUUGUUGACCGCGGUGGCCGCUGCCUCAUUCCCGUCUUUGCUCUCGGUCGCGCCCAGGAGCUCCUGCUCAUCCUCGAUGACUAUUGGCAGAACCACGACGAGCUGCACCGCGUUCCCAUCUACUACGCGUCCGCGCUCGCCCGCCGCUGCAUGGCUGUUUACAAGACGUAUGUGAAUGUCAUGAAGGAGAGCAUUCAGAAGACAAUCUCCAUCAACAACCCCUUCAACUUCCGGCACGUCUCCUACAUCAGGAAUCUCCACCAGUUUGACGGCGAAUACGGCGGCGGGCCGUGCGUGAUGCUUGCCAGUCCCGGUAUGCUGCAGAGUGGUCUCUCCCGCGAAAUCUUCGAGCGGUGGGCUUCGAACAAGGCCAACUGUGUGCUGCUCGCUGGCUACGUUGUGAAUGGCACCCUGGCAAAGGACUUGCUCAAGGCGCCCAAGAAGGUGACGAGCGAGGCCGGGCACAAGAUUGAUCGCGAGUGCGACAUUGCGUACAUCUCCUUCUCCGCACACGUCGACUACGCACAGAACAGAGAUUUCAUUCGCGCCCUCGACCCAACACACAUUGUGCUCGUGCACGGAGAGAAGCACGAGAUGGGGCGGUUCAAGAUGCAGAUCACAACAGACCUCGAGGCAGACCAGAAGACAGCCAGCGUCUUUGAUCCGCGAAACGCAGAGACCGUUCUCCUCCACUAUCGCGGAGAGAAAAUGGCAAAGGUGCUUGGGUCGCUGGCGCAGUCUGGUCCGGUGCAGGGCCGCCGCGUCUCCGGCAUCCUCGUGGCGAAGGAGUUCAACUACAUGGUUGUCGCUCCAACCGAGCUCGGCGAGUACACGGAGCUUCGCACGACGACAAUCCGCCAGCGACAGGCCGUGUCGUUCCCGUACACGCUGGAGCUUCUGCACAACAUCCUCGCGCAGGUGCACGGCGCUGCCAGCGUCGCGUACGUCGAGACGGAGAUGAACAGGAUCGGCCAUCGCCCACAGCGCACGCGCGCCCUGGAGGUGAUGGGGAGUGUGACGGCUGCAUUGGAUGCUGCGACGAAGAUGCUGGUGGUGGAAUGGUCCUCCUCUCCGGAAUCGGACAUGUGGGCCGAUGCCGUCAUGGCCGCAGUCCUGCAGAUCGAAUCCCGCCCACAGACGAUCAAGAUGGCGAGCACACAGCUCUCGGAGCAACGGGAAGCAGAUUUCAAGGCGCUACUUGCACAGAGCUUGUCGCAGCUGCUUGGCGGCCAGUUUGGGCCCGGCGCUGUGUCUCGUGAUGGCGAUGCACUCCGUGUCCGCUCAAACAACACAACCGGCACAAUCCAUCUCUCCACUUUGGAGGCGGAGAGCGAGGACGAGGAGCUUCGCCGACACCUCACCAACGCCAUCCAUCGCUUGGAGAACAUUGUUCGCCCCCACGCCCAUGCGCAGGAUGGCUGCUGCCCCAGCACUGCUUGCGGCGCUGACAGUGGUGACGAUGACGGUGACGAUGAUGAUGACGAGGACGAGGCGGGUGUGCAGGAUGGAGUUAAGGGCGGUGACGCUGGUGCUGAGACGCGUGGUGGUGGUGAUGCUGCUGCGAUCGCGUGAUUUGGAUUGUAUUGGUUUGUGUGUUUUUUGUGUGUGCGGUUGUGCAGUUGAGGCGAGCGCGUGUGGAAGCAAAGGCAACGCAGUAAAACAGUUGAACAAUACAGAAAGG
This is a messenger RNA of Salpingoeca rosetta, 2504 nucleotides long. RefSeq names its product cleavage and polyadenylation specificity factor subunit 3. Gene Ontology annotation, cellular component: mRNA cleavage and polyadenylation specificity factor complex. The transcript is spliced from 20 exons. Gene Ontology annotation, biological process: mRNA 3'-end processing by stem-loop binding and cleavage. Bases 23 to 2395 code for a protein of 790 amino acids. Gene Ontology annotation, molecular function: 5'-3' exonuclease activity; RNA endonuclease activity; RNA binding. The record is from RefSeq and is a predicted model, not a curated record. NCBI's taxonomy places the organism in Eukaryota, Choanoflagellata, Craspedida, Salpingoecidae.